AUGCCAGCGCCAGCGGUGUUUGGAAGUGAAGCGCAGCCCUUUGACCCAAAUAAGAGACCGCCGAAUAUCCCUGAAGACCACACCCAUCAGUGGCGCGUUUGGGUGAAGGGGGUCAACGAUGAAGAUAUAUCAUACUGGCUAAAGAAGGUCCAAUUCAAACUCCACGAAACCUAUGCGCAGUCGAUCCGAACCAUCGAAGGCCCACCUUUUGAAGUUACAGAGACAGGCUGGGGUGAAUUUGAAAUCCAGAUAAAGCUGUACUUUGUCCCGGAGUCUAUGGAAAAGCCGCAGACGCUGUGGCACAGCCUAAAACUGCACCCAUACGGACCGGAUGCAGAGGCUAAGAAAGCAAGACGGGAGACUAUUAUUAGUCAAAACUAUGAAGAAGUUGUUUUCAAUGAACCGGUGGAGCAGUUUUACAAUCUCCUGACCGGUGGAGCCCUUCCCGCGCAAGCUCCGGCGAGAGGGAAGGCUGGGAAAGGCGCAAAGCAACAACAGCAACUGAGUGGACGGACAGCGGAGAUCCCGUACUCGGAUUCCCCGAAAAACCCAUACAGCCAGAAAUCAGAGGCGAAAGAGCUCGAUAAACUUGGAGAAGCCCUGACGACCGUUGGUAGGUUGCUGAAAGAAGAACGGACCAAGCUAGCGGAACGAGAAGCAUAUUUGGCUACCUUGAAGGUAACUGAAACUUUGCCGGCCGUCCAGAAGAAAAGGUGA
This is a messenger RNA of Uncinocarpus reesii 1704, 717 nucleotides long. RefSeq lists its product as uncharacterized. The transcript is spliced from 2 exons. Lineage: Eukaryota; Fungi; Ascomycota; Eurotiomycetes; Onygenales; Onygenaceae. The coding region runs from base 1 to 717 and encodes 238 amino acids. Gene Ontology annotation, biological process: regulation of DNA-templated transcription. The record is from RefSeq and is a predicted model, not a curated record.